This is a messenger RNA of Knipowitschia caucasica, 3237 nucleotides long. NCBI's taxonomy places the organism in Eukaryota, Metazoa, Chordata, Actinopteri, Gobiiformes, Gobiidae. The record is from the annotation of a GenBank genome assembly.
AUGAUACAAGUGUCUUCGUUGGGCGAAGAAAGUGAUCACAUUUCUGGCGUAGAGGAUGAAAACCGACUAAAGGACUCUGCAACUUCACUGGUGAAAAUCAGAUGGGACUGUUAUGUCUCAAGCCGGUGGAACCUGGGCCUGGGCGGCAUCGACGAGGAGAUCGUAGUGGAGCCUCGGAAAUGUGACUUCUUCGUGGGAAAGCAGGUGAUCGGCAUUGGCUGUGGCACACGGCACACGACCUUCCUGCUCGACGAUGGCACAGUCUACACCUGCGGCUGCAACGACCUCGGACAGCUGGGCCACGAGAAGACCAGGAAGAAACCAGAGCAGGUGGUGGCUCUGGAUGCACAGAUCAUCGAGGAGGUGGCGUGUGGAGAGUCUCACACUUUGGCGCUGAACGAUAAAGGACAGAUUUUCUCCUGGGGUCUAGCCUCAGACGGACAACUGGGACUCUGCAACUUUGAUGAAUGUGUUCGUGUGCCUCGAAACAUCAAGAGUUUGUCAGAUGUACAAAUUGCUCAGGUAGCUUGUGGAUAUCGGCACUCCCUUGCGCUUUCAAGAGGGUGCAGCAUAUUUUCCUGGGGCCAAAACCUUUCCGGUCAGCUGGGUCUGGGAUUGAAUGGCCAGAGCCUCUGCACCCCUCAGAUGAUCCAGUCUCUUCAGGGCAUUCCUUUUGCUCAGAUAACAGCAGGGGGCGCUCACAGCUUCGCUCGCACUUUCUCAGGAGCUGUGUUCGGGUGGGGAUGCAACAAGUUUGGUCAACUCGGGGUCAACGACACUAAUGAUCGGUAUUUCCCUGCUCUGCUGAAGACGCUGCGAUCACAGAGAGUGAUUUAUAUUUGCUGUGGAGAAGACCACACAGCUGUUCUCACAAAGGAGGGAGGUGUGUUUACGUUUGGAGCAGGAGGGUACGGACAGCUGGGACACAACUCCACAAACCAUGAGAUCAACCCCAGAAAGGUCUUUGAGCUCAUGGGAAAUGUAGUCACUCAGAUCGCAUGCGGCAGGCAGCACACGUUGGCGUACACUCCCUUGUCUGGAAAGAUGUACUCGUUUGGCCUCGGAGGAAACGGACAGCUCGGCCUCAAAACCACCUCCAACAGAAAGAGUCCCGCCUCCGUGAAGGGGCCCUGGACCAUCAGUGACAACAUGGACUCUUCGGGGGAGCAAGAGUCAAGGGAAUGCUGCUUUGUCAAACUGAUCUUCGCUGGAGGAGAUCAGAGUUUUGCUCACUACAAAACGUCUAAUAGUUCCCCAGUUACAGAGAACGAAAACUUACUCAACAGCCAAAGAGCGAUUUGCACCUUAGACCAGGAGUUGAUUCAGAAGUGGCAUUCGUACUCCCCAGGGCGACUCCCACUGGACAUAUCCAAUGACAUUGACCUCGUGUUUUCGUCCGCGAGUUGUCUCAAUGGGUCAUUUCUCUCCAGGAGUAAUUCAGAUCAUUACAACACCAAUGGUAAAUGUUCGGGCGUGGACAUCAACACUGCUCGACUCUUCUUUCAUCAACUCAUCCAAGAUCACCCCGAGAUCGCUCAACUGAUUGCUGCCAGUCUGGAGAAGAGCCUGAUCCCCAGAUUGCCCAGCUCUCCUCCAGACAUCGAAGCUCUGAGACUCUACCUCACGCUGCCCGAGUGUCCGCUCUUCAGAGACAGAAACAACUUUGUGACCAUCACCAUCCCCUUCGCCAAGUCCGUCCUCAGCCUGAAGGAGGCGCCGCUAAAAGUCCUGGGAAACUGGUGGAGCCGGUUGGAGGCGGCGGCGUUCCAGCGCCUGGUGGAGCUGUACAAAGAGGUGGUGGUUUAUCUGCUGCAGAUGCACAAAGUGGGAAUCCCUCACGUGGAGCAGAGGAUCUUCUCCUGUUUCUUAGACACAUCACUGCGACUGUUGCAGCUGCUGCAUUUGGUGAACGAGAAGAGUGGACAGAUAAUCCAGUAUGACAAGUUCUACAUCCACGAGCUCGACAGCCUCAUCGACAUCAGGAACGAUUACGUGAUGUGGAUGAACUACCCGGGACACGAGGGGGUGGUGACUUUGUGCCGGUUUCCAUUUGUGUUUGAUGCACAAGCGAAGACUACGCUGCUGCAGACCGAUGCAGUUUUACAGAUGCAGAAUGCGGUGGACCAGGCGCAGAUGCAGAACUUUAGUUCCAUGUUUAUUCCCGCGGUGGAGUCUGUGAAUCCCUGCCUCAUCCUCAUCGUUCGCAGAGACAACAUCGUCGGAGACACGAUGGAAGUCCUGAGGAAAUCCAAAAACGUGGACUAUAAGAAGCCCCUGAAGGUGAUCUUUGUGGGUGAGGAGGCCGUAGACGCUGGAGGAGUCAGGAAGGAGUUCUUUCUGUUGAUCAUGAAGGAGCUUUUAGACCCUAAAUACGGCAUGUUCCGAUACUUUGAGGACUCGCGGCUCAUCUGGUUCUCACACAAGACUUUUGAAGAUAUAGAUCUGUUUAAUCUGAUUGGAGUCAUCUGUGGUUUGGCCAUUUAUAAUCUCACUAUUGUCGAGUUGAACUUCCCAGUGGCACUUUAUAAGAAACUGUUAAAGAAGAAACCAACGCUGGAGGAUCUUAAAGAGCUGAUGCCAGAUGUGGGGAGGAGUCUGCAGCAGUUACUGGAUUACACAGAAGAUGAUCUGGAGGAAACCUUCUGCCUAAACUUCACAAUUACAGAGGAGCACUUUGGAGCCACUGAAGUCCUGGAGUUGGUGCCGAAUGGAGAAGACAUCAACGUCACCAAAUCAAACAGGCAGGAGUUUGUGGACGCCUAUGUGGACUACGUGUUCGACAGGGCCGUGGCUCAUCUGUUUGAGUGUUUCUACGCUGGGUUUCACAAAGUCUGCGGAGGAAGAGUCCUGGAGCUGUUCCAACCCAGCGAGCUGCAGGCAAUGGUCAUCGGAAACACCAACUACGACUGGAUGGAGCUGGAGAAGAGUACUGAAUAUAAAGGGGAGUACUGGGCUGAACACGCCACUAUUCGCCUGUUUUGGGAGGUAUUCCAUGAACUUCCAUUAGAGAAAAAAAAACAGUUUCUAUUGUUCCUCACAGGAAGCGACCGUAUCCCUAUUCUGGGCAUGAAAAGCCUGAAGUUGGUGAUCCAGCCGACAGGAGGCGGCGAGCACUACCUCCCUGUGGCACACACCUGUUUUAACCUGCUGGACCUCCCCAAAUACACCAGCCUCGAGUUACUGAGGCUCAAACUGCUGCAGGCCAUCGACCACAACCAGGGCUUCAACCUCGCAUAG